AAAGAGACAAAAAUCGAGCAUACGUGUUUUGUAUGCAUAUUGAUAUUCGACAAGUCACCCCUAAAUCCAAUUAAGAUAUAGUUUUGGUAUUUAAUGGAACCAUUCAUUAUAUGUGGUUCUAUUCCAUAAUAAAAUUCUUGUUUGAUAAAUUGCUUCAAACUUGUAUAUGAGUCUUGUACUUGUGGUGUUUAUUUCUCUACCUUACCCUCUUUCAUACUCACAAAUCUUUUUAUCUGGCAGGGAUCUUUCAUCCAACAAUAUAACUGGAAGAAUUCCAAGGAACUUGUUCUUGGUUCCAAGAAUCAACUUCAAUGGAGCACAUCUUGCUUGUAGCUCAAGCUUGGAACAACCUUGUGUUUCACCUACUACGUUGUCUGUUUCAAUCAAUAGGUCCAAAAUUAGAAUUGUUGUAACCUCUGUAAGUUGUGCUGCUAUCAUACUUCUGUCACUCGGUGUUCCUACUACGUUGUCUGGUGAAGACGACCUCAAAAUUUCCUUUGGCCAGCUACGGCGAUUCUCAUGGCGUGAAAUCCAACUCGCCACCGAUAAUUUCAACGAGGGAAACAUAAUUGGACAAGGAGGGUUCGGAAGAGUUUAUAAAGGUGUCCUCUCCGACAACACCAAGGUCGCCAUAAAACGCCUCGCGGAUUAUUAUAGUCCCGGCGGUGAAGCCGCAUUCCAGAGGGAAGUCCAGCUCAUAAGCGUUGCAGUUCACAAUAAUCUUCUACGGCUGAUCGGGUUCUGCACAACGUCGUCCGAAAGAAUUCUUGUUUAUCCUUUCAUGCAAAAUUUAAGUGUGGCGUAUCAACUCAGAGAUCUAAAACCUGGAGAUAGGGGCUUGGACUGGCCAAUGAGGAAACGUAUAGCUUUCGGAGCAGCGCAUGGUUUGGAGUACCUACACGAGCAUUGCAAUCCGAAGAUAAUACACCGUGAUUAA
Messenger RNA from Hibiscus syriacus, 937 nucleotides. RefSeq names its product probable LRR receptor-like serine/threonine-protein kinase At5g63710. Lineage: Eukaryota; Viridiplantae; Streptophyta; Magnoliopsida; Malvales; Malvaceae. The transcript has 5 exons. Gene Ontology annotation, biological process: protein phosphorylation. Gene Ontology annotation, molecular function: ATP binding; protein tyrosine kinase activity. The coding region runs from base 167 to 937 and encodes 256 amino acids. The record is from RefSeq and is a predicted model, not a curated record.